This is a messenger RNA of Spodoptera litura, 687 nucleotides long. RefSeq lists its product as uncharacterized. The record is from RefSeq and is a predicted model, not a curated record. NCBI's taxonomy places the organism in Eukaryota, Metazoa, Arthropoda, Insecta, Lepidoptera, Noctuidae.
AUGGACAGUCAAUUUCAAAUGUUGUUUGAAAAAAUGAAGAUCGAGAUGCAGAAUCAAACAGCCGAACUGAAGGAAUCUAUUACAAAGAGCAUAAUGGACACGAUGGACGAGAAGCUAUCACCUAUAAUAGAAGAAAACAAAAAACUGAAAAGUGAAGUGGAGAAACUACAAAAGGAGAUAGAACAUUUAAGAAGGGGAGAAAGAAGUAACAAUAUUAUGAUAUUUGGUCUAGAAGAACUAGAAACGUCUACUGGCAAGUUACUAAACAAAAUGAAAGGAAUUUUUAAGAACGAUUUAAAUAUUACAUUAGAAGAUAACGAGAUUAACAAAAUUCAUCGCAUUGGAAAUAAAAACAACGAAAGGAAUAAGCCGAGACCAAUACUAUGCUCAUUUGUCACCAACUGGAAGAAGAAUGAAAUAAUGAAAAAUAAAAAGAGCUUAAGUAAGAUAUAUAUAACCGAAGAUUACUCUAAGGAAGUAUUGGAAAAGAGAAGAGCAUUAAAAACAGAGCUAGACAAAGAGAGGCAGAAGGGGAACGUUGCAUACCUUAAACACGAUAAAUUAAUAGUAAAGGAAAACUACAGCAGCCACGAGAAAAGGAAAAGAGACGUAUCUGCUUCUCCAUCUUCUUCUUCCUCUUACCAAAUGCAGCCAAGAAAGCAACAAACUAUAUCAUCAAUUAAAUAG